Molecule: messenger RNA, 1765 nt
Organism: Vanessa tameamea
Lineage: Eukaryota; Metazoa; Arthropoda; Insecta; Lepidoptera; Nymphalidae
Product: fatty acyl-CoA reductase 1-like
Exons: 14
Coding region: 154-1704 (516 amino acids)
Biological process (GO): long-chain fatty-acyl-CoA metabolic process
Cellular component (GO): peroxisome
Molecular function (GO): alcohol-forming very long-chain fatty acyl-CoA reductase (NADP+) activity
Source: RefSeq, a predicted model, not a curated record
CUCUUGUUUGUGUGUUCAAAUAUAUCAGUGAAACAUCAGAAAGUUAUAAACGACCUUGAUUAUAGUAAUUAUGAUAUUUAAUUGAUACGAGCGUCCAAAUAGUGUCAGUAGUUCAUAAUUUCACGAGUGAGAUUCGAUGUGAGUUCGGUGAAAAUGACGUUUUUACAAGAGCGUGACCUUGAAAAUGUGCCGACUAUACGAGAUUAUUACAAGGGAAAAACUCUAUUCAUUACCGGUGGAUCAGGCUUCAUGGGAAAAGUUUUGGUGGAGAAAUUGCUCUACUCGUGUUCAGAUCUAGACAGAAUCUAUUUGUUGCUGAGAAAUAAAAAAGGCGUUAAGGCGGAAGACAGACUAGCUGAUAUAUAUUCUUCAAGAUGUUUCGAUCGCCUGAGAAAAGAAAAACCGGGUAUAUUCCAGCAAAAAGUGUUUUUUAUCGCUGGGGACGCGAGUGAAAUUGGACUUGGUAUAUCAGAUGAAGAUAGAACCUUGAUUAUUAAUAGAACGAACAUCGUUUUCCACGUUGCUGCUAGUGUCAGAUUUGAUGAUACCCUAAAAGUAGCUGCUAGACUGAAUCUUCGAGGAACAAGAGAAAUUGUUGAACUAUCUAAAGACAUAAGGAAUCUGGAAGUCCUUGUGCACGUGUCAACGUCUUACGCGAAUACAAAUCGGAAACAGAUAGACGAAGUUAUUUAUCCCGCUUUCGCUGAUUGGAGGGAAACACUGGAUAUUUGUGAAAAUGUAGAUGAUCAUACUUUGAAUGUUCUGACUCCUAAGUAUUUAGGAGAAUUGCCUAACACGUAUGUGUUCACGAAGCAACUGGCGGAGCAUGUACUGGCCGAACAGAAAGGCAAACUGCCCAUCGUCAUUAUGAGACCAUCGAUUGUUAUAUCAAGUGACAAAGAACCAAUGGCGGGUUGGGUUGAAAACUUAAAUGGUCCGGUUGGUAUAUUGAUCGCCAGUGGUAAAGGAAUUCUAAGAAGUCUGUAUACGGAUCCAGAUAUUGUAUCCGACUACAUACCUGUUGAUGUUGCUAUUAAGGCUUUCAUCGCCGGAGCUUGGGCACGGGGUGUUAAAAAAUUUGAACCGACAGACGAUAUAGAGGUUUACAAUUGUUCUACGAGUCACAUGAAAACAAUGACAAUAGGCGAAAUUGUUGACUUCGGCAAAAACAGUAUCGCCCGUGAGAUUCCGUUGGAGGGCAUGCUGUGGUUUGUUGGAGGUUCAGUCACGAGAUCGAAGCUUGAGUACUACUUGAAGGUACUCUUUCUCCACUUACUACCAGCUGUCCUAGUGGAUUUAGUUCUUCGAAUUAUUGGAAGUAAACCAAUGCUCGUUAAGUUACAACGUCGGAUAUAUGUGGCAAAUCUAGCUCUUCAGUACUUCGUGACCCAGCAAUGGACGUUCAUAAAUAAAAAUAUCCUCGAACUUCGCUCGCGGAUCAAAGAGCAAGACAAAGUGCCGUUCUUCUAUGAAAUGGAGACAAUUAUACCAGAAGAAUAUUUCAGAAACGCCUGUAUAGGCGGAAAGGAGUUUAUUUUGAACGAAAAAAUGGAAAAUCUACCGAAAGCUAAAGCACAUUUUAGAAGAAUGGAGAUUUUGGACAGAGUUGUCCGUACUGUAUUACAAGGCUACGGUUUAUGGUUUAUUGCUCAUACGAAUUUCGCUGCAGAAAUUUUCCGGAAGCUUUCAAAUUUGACUAUUUGAGAACAAAAUAAUAUAUUACAUAGAUAUUAUUUUAAUAAUAUACACUUCGAUACUACUUAGA